AUGUCCGCAUACUGCUACGAACUGUACUACGGGUCAGAAAAAGCCAUCGGUCAUGCCGAUGCAUGUAGACGUCUGCCGAUCUGGGAACCGGACAUUGACCAAUCACCUGCCUGCGAAAUCAGGGCCAUCGAGGAACUUUCACAGCCACCGUUUCAGGCCUACGAUGUCGCCUUGCAUUCCGCAAGGGAUCCCACGAAUUCCUGGGUCCUCAACUGGGACUUCUUCGUUCCCCCUGUGAUGUCUGAAAUGGAGGAGCUAAGUGAUGACGCCAUGCUUCCCCCCAGGGCACUCCAGAAUGAUGUCCCUGCGCUCCUUGCUCACCUCUCCCUGCACAGUGACCCUCAGGGAGGUACUGUAGAGUUGAGACAAAGAAAGAAGCCACAUGGUACUGAAACUGAAGAGGGAGCUCCAGAAGAGGGAAAUGAAGAAAGCAAAAAGCCAAAAAAAUCUCCAAAAUAUGUUUUAAUUCCACGUUUUGCAAAGCUUUUCUUUGGCUGCAUUGCAGCCAUCGUCAGUGGAAUGAUGUAUGCCAUGUACCUUUCAACAUACCACGAACGCAGAUUUUGGUUCUCCGGCAGGCCGGAGCUUGAGCGAGAAAUCACCUUUCAGGGUGAUAGCGCUGUUUAUUACUCAUUUUAUAAAGAAUUGUUGAAGGCACCUUCCUUCGAGAGAGGUGUGUAUGAACUUACCCGGGAUAACAGAACUCUGUCAAUGAAGACCAUGAAUGCAGUGCAAAAAAUGACUUUAUAUCCUGAGUUGAUUGCCAGUGUGUUAUAUCAAGCAUCUGGCAGUGAAGAAGUUAUAGAGCCAGUGUAUUUUUACAUUGGCAUAGUGUUUGGGCUGCAGGGGAUUUAUGUGACUGCAUUGUUCGUAACCAGCUGGCUGAUGAGCGGAACUUGGCUAGCAGGGAUGCUGACAGUCGCCUGGUUCAUUAUUAACAGGGCAGAUACAACCAGAAUAGACUACUCAAUUCCAUCAAGGGAAAAUUGGGCUCUCCCAUAUUUUGCAUGUCAGGUUGCAGCUUUUACAGGCUACUUAAAGAGCAGUACAAAUUCUUCUGCUGAGAGGUUUUCCUACCUGUUGGUGAGCGCUUCAACAUACACUUUUAUGUUGAUGUGGGAAUACAGUCACUAUCUGUUGUUUGUCCAGGCUGUGUGUCUCUUCCUGCUAGACACUAUAGCGCUUGCACAGACUGAAAAGGUACACGAGGUGUACAAAAUCUAUGGAUUUUCCGUCUUCCUGGGCUACAUUUUGCAUUUUGAGAAUCCAGCUUUAUUAGUCUCUCCACUGUUGAGCCUUGUUACUGCUGUACUGCUUGCAAAAUGCCUCCAGAUGAAUACCAAAAAAGGGACGCUUGUUUCAAGGAUGCUGAAAGUGUUUUAUUUUUAUUUGGUAUCCACAAUAACAGUGACAUUGAAUCUUGUAGUGAAGACAUUUGUUCCUCAUAAAGAAAACGAGCAUUUAAUGAAAGUUCUUGAAAUAAAAUUGGGUUUAAACAAAACAAAGAACUUCACAAUGAACUGGCUCCUUUGUCAAGAGUCACUUCAGACACCAUCCCAAGACUUCUUUCUGCGGCUUACUCAGUCCUCACUAUUGCCUUUCUAUGUUUUAGUGCUCAUCAUUUGCCUUCUCUCUGUAGGUCAGGUCAUUUUUAGGAGGAGUAGUGGUGAACCGGUCAGUGAAACAUCUACCCUUGAGAGUGGGAGGAUUGGAGAAAGGCCAGAAGUGGUGUAUCAUGUACUGCACACCAUUUCCUUGGGGUCACUUACAAUGAUGAUGGAAGGAAUGAAGUAUCUGUGGACCCCUUACGUUUGCAUGCUAGCAGCUUUUGGGGUGUGCUCCCCUGAGCUCUGGACGACCCUCUUCAAGUGGAUACGACUGAAAGCGGUGCACCCCAUCUUGCUGGCUCUAAUCCUGAGCAUGGCUGUUCCUACUAUCAUAGGCUUUAGCCUGUGGAAGGAGUUUUUUCCUAGGAUAAUGGCAGAACUUUCAGAACUGCAAGAAUUUUAUGACCCUGAUACAGUAGGACUCAUGACCUGGAUAAAAAGGCAGGCACCCGUUGCCGCUGUGUUUGCUGGCAGCCCACAGCUCAUGGGCGUGAUCAAGCUGUGCACUGGAUGGAUGGUGACAAAUCUGCCCGUGUACAGCGAUGAAGACCUGCAGAAGAGGAAUGAGAACAUUUUCCAGAUCUAUUCCAAAAGAUCAGCUGAAGAUAUUUAUAAGAUACUCACAUCAUAUAAAGCAACCUACUUGGUUGUAGAGGAUUCGAUUUGCAAUGAAGUCGGGCCUGUGAGAGGGUGCCGGAUCAAAGACUUACUGGAUAUUGCUAAUGGACAUGUGUAUUGCGAAGAAGGUGACAGCUAUGGCUAUUCAAAAUAUGGACGAUUUUGUCAGGAGAUUAAAAUGAACUAUUCUCCAUAUGUGAAUUACUUCACUCGAGUAUAUUGGAACAGGUCCUACUUUGUAUAUAAAAUCAACACUGUUAUAUCCUUCCAGUCCUGAGAAGUCACGGAGACCUUCUUGUUGAAGACUGACUUUAGGGGGCAAAAUUCUAAAAAUGGGAUGAGGUCAUUUUACAAAGUGUUCUUUUUCUAUAUUGCAUAUAUGAAUAUAGACACACACACCAAGUGAGAACAUGCAAAUGCCUACAAAUUGACCCAACUGGAAUACUGCAGACUGAGUGUUGUAUAGCAAGACGGAGAAACAUGCUCCAGGACCUUGGAAAAUACUGAUCAACGUUGCAAGAUAACAACAGUCUUCCACAUUUUCGAAUACCUCUUAUUGACAUCUUAGUUGUAAUAACCUUAUUUUUGUGCACAUUGUUGCUCUGUUUUCAAUGUUAAAGCAAUUAACUGUAUUUUUAACUAGACCUAUUUACUCUGAUAAAUGCAAAAUAAGUGACAUGUGAACAUACAGAGCAUGAUCCUGACACUAUGCACAUAUUUCUGGAGGCCUUUUGUGUAGGGGGGAUGUCUCUUUUUGCAGCUACUCCAAGCUCCUACUAAACUGCUUUUUUAAAUUCAGGGAAGUUUUAAAAAGCAGUUUGGCUUGGAUUUGUUUGGCUGAUGAAUCACAGUAGGGUCAUGGUGGAGGUGGGUGAGCACUCUCUUUACCUGACUUUUCUUAGGUGUGGCUGGUGGCUGCAGUCUACUGGCUGUUCAAGACAUUGGUAGCUCUCAUGGAUUUUUAAUGGGGUGUGAUUGUAUCCUGUGAAAUAAAUAAAUACAGCAGAUUAUGCAUCCUUUUAAUAUUAAAAAUGUCCUCCGUAAGAGCUGGCAAAUGUCUGAUUUUUUCCCCUAUAUGAAUAAUUCUAUUCCAGGUCGUGUUUUUUUGGAGACCUGCAAGUUGUAAUAAAUAGAUGGUUCAUUCUCCAAACAAGAAGAGGACCUAGAUUUUGUGGAUUUCAGCUACUUCAUGGAACUGUGUGCCUGCUUGACCCAUGACCAGUUGCAUUUACCAACUGGCCCUGUUAGCCUUGCUAAAAUAUUUUUUGGUGAAUUGGGGUUUAAAAAUCCACACACUGCAAAACCAAGCUAAUAGCUGCAUGCUUGGUUAUUUUAAAAUAAAUUAAAAGUACGGUAUAUUAAUUUGGUAUCUUUUUCUGUUCCUCUUGUUCUCUUCGGCAUCUGUCGCUUGUUUUUCCCUCUGAGUUUGUUCCUGCAGUCCUUAAACAAACUGAAGCAUUUUUCCUUUAAGUGAAGGUUUGGAAAACAUUCCCUGGAUACUUUGCAGGAAGGCAUUUUAUCCAAAGACAAGAACUGAAUUCCUCUUCAGACAUUAUGCAUCUGUCAUACGUAAAUGAGAGAGGAGCCAUGGGCAGCAAAACAUAUGUACAUAUUAAAAAACUGAGUAUGUGUACUUC
This is a messenger RNA of Gekko japonicus, 3862 nucleotides long. RefSeq names its product dpy-19 like 4 (C. elegans) (gene DPY19L4). Lineage: Eukaryota; Metazoa; Chordata; Lepidosauria; Squamata; Gekkonidae. The record is from RefSeq and is a predicted model, not a curated record. Gene Ontology annotation, molecular function: mannosyltransferase activity. Bases 1 to 2502 code for a protein of 833 amino acids. The transcript has 20 exons. Gene Ontology annotation, cellular component: nuclear inner membrane.